Molecule: messenger RNA, 681 nt
Organism: Chanos chanos (milkfish)
Lineage: Eukaryota; Metazoa; Chordata; Actinopteri; Gonorynchiformes; Chanidae
Product: C-reactive protein-like
Exons: 3
Coding region: 1-681 (226 amino acids)
Source: RefSeq, a predicted model, not a curated record
AUGGAGCAACUUUUGUAUUUACUUGCAAUCACCGCAACAUGUGUGGCUUUCCCGCAAGAUCUAUCAGGUAAAAUGUUCACCUUUCCCGUCGGGUCCAAUACGGAUCAUGUUCGACUGAUGCCAUCCAGAGAAAAUUUCACCUCUGUCUCUGUCUGCCUUAGGUCCUUCACAGACCUCAGCAGAGGCCAUACUCUAUUCUCUCUGGCCACGCAGACACACUUCAAUGACAUUGUGCUCUUUAAAAGAAACCAAGAUGAUCAAAUCCGACUGCACAUUCGAGAUGGUACUGCUGACUUCAUGGGGCAGUCUUAUGGGCUCAACAGAUGGCAUUCUAUCUGUCUGACCUGGCACUCUGAGACUGGUCUGGGCCAGAUAUGGCUUGAUGGGCAACCCAGCGCACGAAAAUUUGUUCGCUCAGGGGAGGCCAUUAAUGGAAGCACCUUCAUUGUCCUAGGGCAGGACCAGGACAGGUUUGGAGGGGGGUUUAACACGCGACAGUCAUUUGUCGGGAUGCUCGCUGAUGUCCACAUGUGGGACUAUGUCCUUUCUUACUGUGAGAUCACCCGCUUUACUAACAAUGAUAAUUUUACUCCGGGAAACAUUCUAAACUGGAGAGGUCUUGAAUUUGACUCCAUUGGGAAUGUGAUUGUUGAAAACAGGACCCCAGAAUACUGUUUCUAG